AUGCUCCUGCGACGCCAGGCCGGAUGGAGCACGGUCUCAGAGCUGCUAUAUUGGACCCUCGUGUUACUAGUGGCAUGUCUGGUUGCACUCUCUAGCAUAUUCUUGACCGGUCAAGCGAUUAGGACGUCUCCGCGACGAACCAUUGCUGGCAACUUCAACACCAUCGUCAUUGGAGCAUGCUAUGUCGCUGUGCUUGUUGCGUCGCUUUUCUUCUGUGUGAAACGGAGCGCGUCUGUACACCGACGGCUGCAGCGAAUUUCCAAAGGACAUAGAGCCCUUGGACGGGGUGAUGUUCCACGGUCCGUGCAUUACUUUAUAGCCCAGGAGUAUGCCCGUGCGUGUCUGGUUGCGUACGAAUCCGAGCCCAAAGAUGGUUUCCAGCCUGGAUGGGGUCGUCCUGGGACUCGAUACGAUGGAAUAUACUUUCGUCGCGAUCUAUUGGACACCGUUCAGGAAAUUGACGAGUUGGCGAGGCUUCUUAUUCCCAAGCUUCCACCGCUCAAACCGACGAGCCGUAUCUUGCAUCACCUGCGAUAUAUAGAGCAAAUAUUCCCGCCUGAUGAAUCUGGGCUUCGAUGCUUGCACCAUUACGACGCUGUCAUUCAACUGGCGAAGUACUCCACCGAUGAGCCUACCGAGGAAGAGUUUGAACAGGGCAUGACUGCCGCUGUCGAAAUGAAGCGAAUAUUAUUCGAAUAUCACCAGGCCAUCAUAGAAGCCUCCUCUACGGACCUCAGCGAAGGCAACGAAUCCGCGUUCUAG
Molecule: messenger RNA, 762 nt
Organism: Punctularia strigosozonata HHB-11173 SS5
Lineage: Eukaryota; Fungi; Basidiomycota; Agaricomycetes; Corticiales; Punctulariaceae
Exons: 6
Coding region: 1-762 (253 amino acids)
Source: RefSeq, a predicted model, not a curated record